Molecule: messenger RNA, 1841 nt
Organism: Cynara cardunculus var. scolymus (artichoke)
Lineage: Eukaryota; Viridiplantae; Streptophyta; Magnoliopsida; Asterales; Asteraceae
Product: protein NRT1/ PTR FAMILY 2.7-like
Exons: 4
Coding region: 101-1792 (563 amino acids)
Biological process (GO): transmembrane transport; oligopeptide transport
Cellular component (GO): plasma membrane
Molecular function (GO): transmembrane transporter activity
Source: RefSeq, a predicted model, not a curated record
CUGUCAAAGAUAAGCAGAAGACUAGUUUGUCCUGUGGGAGCCAAGGAGGCACCCAUUAUCGCUUUUUCAGUAACUGCAGUCCGCAACCAAUAUUGCAGCCAUGGAAGGCACGGUAUCCAUUGAUGGUGCUUCACCUCCCUUCAAUCAUGGUGGCUGGAUCACCUUCCCUUUCUUCAUAGCAACGAUGGCUGGUUUGACACUUGCGGCUGCAGGAUGGAGCAAUAAUGUUGUCGUCUAUCUGAUACGAGAAUUCAACAUGAAAAACAUCAAUGCAGCUCAAAUUGCAAACAUUCUCAACGGUUGCAUCAAUCUUUUUCCCAUCGUGGCUGCAGUCGUUGCAGACUCGUAUCUUGGAUCUUUCAGUGUCAUCGUCAUUUCGUCAUCUUUGUCUUUGCUGGGACUAAUACUAUUAACCUUAUCCGCGAUACUCGACAUGCUGAAACCUCCACCAUGUGAAACCGGAUCAAGCUUUUGUCAAAACCCUUCAAAACUGCAACUCGCCAUUCUAUACACAAGUCUUGCACUUGCAAGCUUGGGAGCAGCAGGCACACGAUUCACCUUGGCAACGAUGGGUGCGGACCAGUUUAAUAACCAGAAUCAUCAAGGGGUUUUCUUUAACUGGCACUUUUUUACGUUUUACGCAGCCACACUUGUAAGCGUUGUCGGGAUCAUUUAUGUCGAGGACAAUGUGAGUUGGGGACUUGGGUUCGGUCUAUGUGUUACAGCUAACCUACUGGGUUUAGUUAUUUUUGUGUCUGGCAAAAGAUACUUUCGUCUUCUCAAGCCACGGGGAAGUCCAUUUACUGGACUUGCUUGUGUUAUGGUGGUAGCUUUCCGAAAAAGGAAAGCUGCUUUGUCAUUCAAGAAAGAAGAUUAUUGCCACGAGCCACGGGACGGAGGACGAAAGACGACUCUUAGAACAACUCCAUCAAACAACUUCAAGUUCCUAAACCGAGCAGCUCUAUUAACCGAUGGACAUACCGACUCAGAUGGCCCGAUCAUGAAACCAUGGAACCUAUGCACAUUGCAGCAAGUGGAGGAUUUAAAAACCCUCAUUAGAAUCUCUCCUCUGUGGUCAACUGGUAUACUAUUGAACACCCCAAUAGCCAUCCAAAUGAGCCUAAUAGUCCUGCAAGCUUUAGCCAUGGAUCGUCACCUUGGAUCCCACUUCCAAAUACCAGCAGGGAGUAUGAUAGUUUUUGUCAUGAUCACAACCUCUGUUGCCCUCGCCCUCAUCGAUCGCUUCCUAAUUCCCACGUGGCAAAGGCUUACUGGCAGGACCCCAUUGCCUUUACAACGAAUAGGGCUUGGCCAUACUCUCACCAUAUCAAGCAUGGUCAUCUCUGCGCUGGUUGAGUCAAGACGGCUCAGUAUGGCUCGAACCCACAAGCUUAAUGGCAAUUCGGUUGUGCCCAUGUCCACAUUUUGGCUGGUGCCUCAACUGGUUGCAGUAGGAGUUGCGGAAGCGUUUCAUUUCCCAGGACAAGUUUCGCUAUAUUAUCAAGAGUUUCCGAAGUCGCUUAAGAGCAGCGCAGCAGCGAUGGUGGCUGUGUUUAUUGGGAUAGCAUUCUAUUUGGGCACAGCAGUGGUUGAUCUUCUUAGGAAAACAACAGGGUGGUUGCCUGAUGGGAUAAAUGAUGGGAGAAUGGAUAAUGUGUACUGGGUGUUGACUGCAAUUGGGAUCGCUAACUUUGGCUAUUAUCUUGUUUGUGCUUCGUUGUAUAGGUACCAAAAUGUCGAAAAGGUGGAGCUCACUGACUCUAACUAUGGAGAACUAAACUUAGUUGUGUAAUUCCGUUUCUGAGUUCACCAUUAAUGUAGAAAUUAAGCAGCUUUAUUGU